Helianthus annuus (common sunflower) is the source of this 945-nucleotide messenger RNA. RefSeq names its product B3 domain-containing protein At4g34400-like. The record is from RefSeq and is a predicted model, not a curated record. The transcript has 7 exons. Gene Ontology annotation, molecular function: DNA binding. The coding region runs from base 1 to 945 and encodes 314 amino acids. NCBI's taxonomy places the organism in Eukaryota, Viridiplantae, Streptophyta, Magnoliopsida, Asterales, Asteraceae.
AUGGCGGAGAAAACAACGCGAGACAGCUUGGAGUAUUUUUGUCGUGGUAUAAUUGAUGUGUAUGGUGCGCGUUAUCUUAGAACGCCCACAUGGGAUGACCUUCAAAAGAUCUACGAGGUGAUUCCAGAUGCUUAUGUCACAAAAUGUUACUCUUACACGCCAGUAAACAAUUGUUAUAACAUAUAUGCAGCAGGUCAGAUUUGGAAAGUUGAGACGGACAAAAUCAAUGAUAAUUAUGUUUUCACAAAAGGUUGUCCGAAAUUAUUUCAUGAUCUUGCGAUAGAAGAUGAUGAUAUACUGUUAUUGAUGAAGACGGACAGCAACAUAUUUGAGUUAAAAAUUUAUCGUCGAGGAGUUGAGGUGGUGUUGACCAACAAAGAAGAAAGUGAAGAUGACUCUCUGCUGGAAAUACCUAAAGAAACAUACUACAAAAACGUUCAGUCUACAUUAUGUGAUGAUGAUGACUUGAUAGAUCAGAUGAUUUCUGAGAUUCAUGAAGGUAGUAGCAAAGAAUGGGUGAAUAAAAACAUUGCUGGAAAAGAAAAGUCGAAGGUAAAUGAAAAAAGAAAGAGAUAUGGUCAUGAAUUGAAGAUUUUGGAUGUUGAACGAAAAGUUGUUGCAAGGACAAAUUCUGUUGAGAAAAGUGGUAAAUAUGAAUUCACAAUUAAGGGAGAAAACCGCAUGAGAAUGCCUGCUAAUGUUGUAAGAUUUGCCGGAUUCAGAAAUAAAGUGCAUGAGUUAAAAGUGACGAACAUGAAUGGAAAAACCAUCGAUAUGAAUCUUAGGCACCAGAAGAAUGGAGAUGGUGUAAGGUAUGCAAUCGAAGCUUGGCCGAUGUUCAUGAAGGAGAAUGGACUUCGUUUUGGUGACACAUUGCAUUUCACAUUUGUAAGUUCAGGAAAUCUACUGAUCUUAUCACACGUGGAUGGGGUUAACGCAGGUUAA